UCUCACACGCGCUCUAGGGAUGGCAUUGCCACACACAGCAGGGCAACACAACACAGCAGGAGAAUGCACACAGCAAACAUCCCAUCAGCUGUGCACCUUUCCAUUCAUCCUGACAGCAUCACUCACAGCUUCUGACCUCUGCAGCAUCAACACCUAUACAAGAAGAAGCUUAUAGCUGAAACUGAGAGCAGUAGCACAUCAGCAUCACAACAGUAGGAGGCGAGCAGAUCACAUCAUGCACUGGACUUUCCUUGCGUACUUAGAUCUGUUUCCUAAACCACACUCGGAAUCGACAGCUGUUUCUCAUCUCAAUCAGUAGUUGUUGCUUUUUACUGAUGCAUAAAUUCCUUUACACUAAAGUACUGCAAUUUUUCAUUUCUAUUCUAACUAUGUAAAGUUUCUAACUGUAUAGUGCAUAUAAAGUUAAAAUGAAAUAACUGGAUCAUGAAUUAGGAUUGUAUGAGAAGUUAGUUUCUCACUUUUUCGGGUAAGUUUACCAAACUGCCAUCGUAAUCUCGACUGUUGGAGUUGGACCCUGAUUCAUUCUAAUACAGAAUAUUCGACACAUUUCGGAUAGCCUACGGUAAUAGAUACAAUAAGAGCAUUCAUAUAUAUAUAUUGAAGAUCAAUAUGAAAUAAGUUUUGAGGGAGUAAGAUAAGCAACGUAAGAUAAGCUCCGAGCAAUCUGGAAAAUCAUUGGUCCAACAGAAACUUUUACGCGUAAAAGCGCACGGGACGCGCAAAGAGGCUGCGAGCAUCACCAUCAGUGCCAUCGUCACAAAUCAUCUAAAAUCGCCAGCUCUCUCCUUAGUUACCAGAAAACAAGACGCAGAAUGGCUCAUGAGCUUGUUUCUAUCACUCAUGGGAUUGUGCUGCUGUGAUUUGUCGGACCGGAGGGAAGGCUCUUGUCGCAGAUAUCCACACACACACUCUGCUGGUGCAGCAUCGCGGUGCGCGCUCGGGGAUGAUCAGGAUCUUCCCGGAUUUCAGUGUUCAGGUGACGGCGGCGGCAGGUGCGGGAGCCGGUGGAGGGAUGCCGGCUGCGUCCAGAGUCCCGGGAGCUACAAACGGGAACCCGCAAAACGUCCAAGGGUUGACCCCUUACCAACAAAGCGAGCCAUACUGGGAGAGGUCUCCUAAUGCCAGUUCCUGCUCCGCUACUAGGCCCAAGACACUCCACCUUGGAGGGCAACAACAUACCUCAUCGCCAUGGUUGCAGGCUCUGAGGAAGGAGAAGUCACGUGACGCCGCCCGCUCGCGCCGGGGAAAGGAAAACUUUGAGUUUUACGAGCUGGCGAAGAUGCUUCCUCUACCCGGUGCCAUCACCAGCCAACUGGACAAGGCGUCCAUCAUUCGCCUCACCAUCAGCUACCUUAAGAUGAGGGACUUCGCCAAUCAGGGAGACCCGCCGUGGAACCUGCGUAUCGAAGGACCGCCACCCAACACCUCAGUCAAAGCUAUCGGGUCCCAGCGGAGGCGGAGCCCCAGUGCCGUUGCCUCGGAGAUCUUUGAGCCUCACCUUGGCAGCCACAUCCUGCAGUCCCUGGACGGAUUUGUAUUUGCACUAAACAAGGAGGGAAGAUUUUUGUACAUCUCGGAGACGGUGUCCAUAUACCUGGGGCUUUCACAGGUAGAGCUGACGGGCAGCAGCGUGUUCGAUUACGUUCACCCGGGCGAUCACGUGGAGAUGGCCGAGCAGUUGGGUAUGAAGUUACCUCCGGGCAGAGGUCUGCUGUCCCAAAGCGCCGGGGCUGAGGAUGGGGCCAGCUCCGCUUCUUCUUCAUCUCAUUCUGAGACACCUGAGCCAGUGGAGUCCAGCAGCCCCAGUCUUCUGUCUCCAGAUAACACUCUAGAACGUUCCUUCUUCAUACGAAUGAAGUCCACGCUAACCAAGAGAGGCGUUCAUAUCAAGUCUUCUGGAUACAAGGUGAUCCACAUUACCGGCAGGUUAAGGAUAAGAAUGGCAUUAACACACAGUCGUUCCGUACCCAAUCAGAUCAUGGGUAUGGUCGUGGUCGCCCAUGCACUUCCUCCACCCACCAUCAACGAGGUUCGGAUCGACUGCCAGAUGUUCGUUACACGGGUCAACAUGGAUCUCAACAUUGUCUAUUGUGAAAACAGAAUCAGCGACUACAUGGACCUGACACCUGUCGACAUCGUAGGGAAGAGAUGUUAUCACUUCAUUCACGCAGAGGACGUGGAAGGCAUACGGCAAAGCCAUUUAGAUUUACUGAAUAAAGGUCAGUGUGUAACAAAGUAUUAUCGCUGGAUUCAGAAGAACGGAGGUUAUAUCUGGAUCCAGUCCAGCGCCACUAUUGCAAUCAAUGCCAAGAAUGCCAACGAAAAGAACAUAAUCUGGGUCAACUAUGUACUCAGUAAUCCAGAGUACAAAGACACACCCAUGGAUAUUGCACAGCUGCCCAGUCUGCCAGAGAAAGCAUCAGAGUCCUCGGAAACCUCAGAUUCUGAAUCAGAGUCAAAGGAGAAUUCUGAAGACAACGAAAACUCAAAGUCAGAUGGAAAGGGAAACCAGUCUUCCGAGAACAGCGAGGACCCCGAGUUGGACAGUAAGAAACAGACGGGCCGGCCGCCAGAGCAGGAGAUGAGGCGACAGGAGGAAGGAGACAGUUCCAGCAAUCCAGAAAGUCAAGACAGCGAAGACAGUCUGGAACCAUCCGACUGUGAAACUGACCACAAGGAAGGACACUUGGGUCGGUUGGGUGGCUUACACAUAAAGGUAGAACGCUAUGGUGACGGGGAGGUAGAAGAACUGCGGGACUCGCCCUCCUCUUCCUCUUCAGAAGAAGAAGAGGAUGAUGAUGAUGAGAUUUUACAAGAUUGCAACAGUGCAGGAGAGCUGAGUGGCCCAGCAAUGAGUAGACACCAGAAAAGAAAGAAGAGGAGGAAAAGGCAGAGAUGGGAUGGAAGUCGGAAGCGUCUGCAUCUGUCACCUUCGGCCACUGCCACUCCCAGCCCUGGCAGCAUGGACCCUACCCUCGGAGACCAGCCCCCACUUUUGCUCCCACCCUCCCCAACCAGCUCCUCUGUGCUCAAGAUCAAGACCGAGAUGUCGGAGCCAAUAAACUUUGACAACGACAGCAGCAUCUGGAACUACCCACCCAACCGAGAGAUCUCCCGCAACGAGUCCCCCUACAGCAUGACAAAACCCCACGACGCAUUCCCUUCCCCCCAAUCUGCCAGCCUGCAGGUGUCCAUUCCUGACUCUGUCCUCACUCCACCAGGUGCCGAGGGUGGAGGAGGCAGCAGAAAACCCAACUUCAAGGGCAACAGUAGCAGCACCAACAAUACCCCCUCCACUGUGUCCGGCGCAACCCCGGGAAGCCUAGCUCCUCCUUCCAGUUCCACCACAGCCGACCCCCUUUCCCCGCCUCUCUCGGCUUCACCGAGGGACAAGCAGCAGGGUACGCCCAACUCUUCCAGCUCCCUGCUCUACACCAGUGACCUGGAAGCCCUGCAAAGGUUACAAGCGGGUAACGUGGUGCUUCCGUUGGUGCACAGAGUCACAGGCACACUCGCCGCCACCAGCACGGCCUCCCCACGAGUCUACACCACUGGAACAAUCCGAUACGCCCCAGCAGACGUCAGUCUGGCCAUGCAGGGCAACCUCUUGCCUAACACCCACGCUGCUGUGAACUUUGUGGACGUCAAUGGGCCUGGUUUCGGCAUAGAUCCCAAAACCCCCAUGGAGAUGCUGUACCACCACGUGCAUCGGCUCAAUAUGUCCACCCCCUUCGGUGGUGGGGUCAGCGCAGCUGGGCUAACGCAGAUGCCCGCUGCUAAUGUCUUCACCACAGCCGAAGGACUCUUCUCCACACUUCCAUUCCCAGUCUACAGCAAUGGCAUCCAUAACACACAGACUCUGGAGCGCAAGGAGGAUUGAAGCAAAACAUCGAGACCAUAUUACUGUGUUCAACUGUGUUUUAAAGACUCUUCUGAGGCAAAAGACUGUGUAUUAAAUUUGGGGGAAAUGAGAUGUUCUAGCACUUUGAAUUUUGAGCAAUUGAGCUUGUCUAACCGAAAUGAAUGGUUUCUCUUCCUGUGUCUUUCUAUCUUUCUAUCUCUUCUACUUCCUUAUUCCUCUCUCUUACAAGUUCUUGAUGACAGUUUCUCAAAACAGACUCCUCUAUUGUAAAGAGUACCUUCAGAGCCACAGGGAAUUCAUAGCACUGUAUUGUAUGUUUUCUCUCCAAUGAGAUAUUUGUCUAGCGUAUGUAACAUCCUCAUUAGGAUGUUUCAAGGUACUUGAAAAGAUGAUUGACAAGAAAAGAAACCGUUCAUGUUUCUAACGGUAUCUUGAUGCGAUCAAGAUUGAUGUUGACAAAACGGAUGUUACCCUAUUUGAUGUAGUUCAAAUGGUUUUAAUGUUCUUUCUAAAGGGGGAAUAGUAUUUUAGAAUUGAUGCUUUUUCUUCUUUUCUUAUAGCUCCAACCUAACUUGCAAAUCAUGCGUUUUAAAAAAGCAAUUUUUGCCGGGUAUUGACCUGUGAAUAGAAUGUUACACAAAAUCCCAGGACAUGGAACAGGUCAUCGUGACAUUUUUCCAGUUCCAUCUUCUGUUUGCGGAUCCAUGGUGCUAUCAUUGAGUUACCCUCACUCAGCUGGCUGAUGCAGGUACUGUUCAGACAAAUGGCGGUCUCAAAGCAAGUCGAACCUCUAACAGACGCGUUACGUUUUGAUUGUUGUGUUCAUAAAUUUUGCUCAUUGCGUACCCAUGAACACGAGAGUGUACUUUUACUCAAUCUGAUUGAGUUGGAAAAGGGAUAUGGAAAAGGGUGAUUGUUUUUUUUACUUUCUAUCUCUCAGUGCAACUGAGGCUAAUUUUGCAUCACAAACUUCAAGAUGAAUGUUAAACUCCAGCAGGCUUUGGUCAGAGCUAUUCUUGAUUGUUUCGUUGGUUCAUUUUUGUUUGAAUGUUUACACUCCCUUUUUGCCCCAAUCCCUUACCCCUUAACUCUCUCUGAAAAAUCACAUAUCAAACGGAGAUUGUAAUAAGGACAUGCAUUCUCAAUCAAAAAAAAAAAUGUUUUGAAAAUCCACAUUCCUAAUUUUUAUCCACUGUUGCCAAAAAUGUUACUCUCACAGUUUGGUGUUAAAACACUGUGAUUUGAUGUUAAAAAAAAGUAAUAAAACGGAAGAAAACUGUCACUUCAUCCUUUGGCAGCCACCCAUCAAGUCAUCUAUUACGCAGCGUGAUAACUGUAAACUUGUACAAUGUGUAAGUGUCAUUGGCUGUCAGUCUCCAUAGCUACUUAAGUGUGUGUUAUUAUAUGCAGUAUAUACUGAGCUAAUGUAGCCGUUUUGUCCUUUGUCCUCUCUGUGCUAGUCUGGGUUUGGACGGGAAACUCGUUUUCCCUCUAGUGCCCCUGCAGUCUUAGUGAACCAGUGGAGGUUAGUGGAUUUUGUGUGGUGGCCUUCCAAUGUAGUGUCACCUUUUUUGCUGCUUACUUUUUGUAUGUAUUACUUUUUUCUGUUUCUGCUAUUGCUUUGCUGUUGUGUAGUCUAUGGGCCUCUCUCUCUUCUUCUCAGAGAUAAAAGACUCUAAACUAGCUCAAAGGUUUAAGGAGCCAUUUUUUGCCACUGAGGAAUUCUGGGAUUGCAGUUUCCAGCUCCGAAAUGAUGAGGAAUAAAAAUCCGACGUAGCAUUUACUAGACUGGAACCUUAAACGCCUCACAUGUGAAACAUUCCCAGAGUCCCUUGUGCUUCUCUUGUGCAUUGGGUGUAUUUCAUUGGUUUCCACCAAACCUGUUGACUUCAAGGACCCUGCAACUCACAGGAAAUUUAAAGAAAAAAUGUCGAUGGUAGUAUUUCAGGACAAUAAACGAUUUUAAAGAUUUCUAAAGAGAUGAAAAAAAUAUUUCGCACUAUAAAAUCUAUUUUUAUAGGUGUUUUGGAAAUGCAUGUUUACUAAGUUGAUCGUUUGGUUUACUUGAUUUCGUUCGGUCCGUCGAUGCUUUGUCGAUGUUUCGUGUUUUUUAGUCUGUCCAGCAAAGGAAGGAGGAAGCCUUCGUCUUUUUACCGGAAUCAGGCUUUCCCCCGACAUCAGGAAACUUGUGUCUGUGGUUUCUGUGAAGAUAACGUUGUUACUCAAACCCAGGUCAUGAUAAUAACAUGUUUUUAAAAACGACAUGACUCAUUGUUGGAAAGGUUGCAGGAGAGCGCUGCAAGUAACUGGGAUCUUAGAUUUUAGCAUUUUGUACGUAGAUCAGAAACAACUUUCGGGAUGGGGUUUGGGGGCAGCUCAAAAACAGACACAGUGGACCAGGAAAUACACCCAUAUGUUACUAACAGAACAGCCGGGCAAGCUGUCUCAAUGUAUCUGUGUUGUGUCAAAAUGAUUGCUGGUGAUUUAAUCUUAAACUAAUCUCAGCUGCUGUCAGAUAAAUAGUGUUUAAAAUUACAAUAUGAGAAAUCACUUCAUUACCUGUGAAGACUGUGUCUGUGUUUUUAACUAUUUCUUGUACAAUUAUACAGAUUCUUUUAUGAGGAACUUGGUGCCAAGUAGAAGAAUAUGGGAGAAUGGAAUUCUCUUAGUAUCAGUGUUAACAGUGUUAUAAAUUCUAAGUACGAAACAAAUUAAAAUAUUAAAAAGAGAAAACUAUGGUACAUUUUUAUUUUAUUUCCUUUUGGGUUAUUUUCGUUUUGUUUGUUUGUUUGUUUGUUUGUUUCAGAAAAAGACAAAAAACAUAACUAACUGAAGCUAACUUUGAGUGCCUGGCUUAUUGUUUUGAAAACACAUUUUUUUGUUCAUUUACCAUGAAUAAUGCUGCAAUUCAAAAAUGUACAUACUUCAUUUUACAACAGGGUUAUUUUAUACUUUUGUAGGUUUUCAUCAGUUAAAGCGACAUGUCAUACAUGGUUGUCUUUCUGUAACAGUUUUUUUACCAUCUUACAGGUGCCAUAUUCAUAAUAAACUUUUCUUGGAUUUGUUAC
Messenger RNA from Misgurnus anguillicaudatus (oriental weatherfish), 6951 nucleotides. RefSeq names its product neuronal PAS domain protein 3 (gene npas3). Gene Ontology annotation, biological process: regulation of transcription by RNA polymerase II. Gene Ontology annotation, molecular function: RNA polymerase II transcription regulatory region sequence-specific DNA binding; protein dimerization activity; DNA-binding transcription factor activity, RNA polymerase II-specific. Lineage: Eukaryota; Metazoa; Chordata; Actinopteri; Cypriniformes; Cobitidae. The record is from RefSeq and is a predicted model, not a curated record.